Hirsutella rhossiliensis is the source of this 300-nucleotide messenger RNA. RefSeq names its product fungal hydrophobin domain-containing protein. Gene Ontology annotation, cellular component: extracellular region. The record is from RefSeq and is a predicted model, not a curated record. The coding region runs from base 1 to 300 and encodes 99 amino acids. NCBI's taxonomy places the organism in Eukaryota, Fungi, Ascomycota, Sordariomycetes, Hypocreales, Ophiocordycipitaceae. The transcript is spliced from 3 exons.
AUGAAGUUCUUCGCCGUCGCCGCGCUCCUCACAUCGGCCCUGGCCGUGCCCACCCCCGACAUCGAGUCUCGUUCCUUGCUUGGCCCCUGCGGCGUUAGCGUCGGCUUUUCCAUUCCAUCAUGUUGCGCCGCCAGCGUCCUGGACGUUGCCGUCCUUGACUGCCGUUCCCCCCCCGAAGCCCCAAGUCUGGAAGCCCCGUUCUCGAAGAUCUGCGCUGCGAAGGGCAGGACUCCCAAGUGCUGCUCUAUUCCUCUUGCCGGUCUUGCCUUGUUUUGCAAGGACCCCGUCGGCGAAUAUUAA